This is a messenger RNA of Salvia splendens (bonfire salvia), 1409 nucleotides long. RefSeq lists its product as uncharacterized. The coding region runs from base 319 to 1194 and encodes 291 amino acids. NCBI's taxonomy places the organism in Eukaryota, Viridiplantae, Streptophyta, Magnoliopsida, Lamiales, Lamiaceae. The record is from RefSeq and is a predicted model, not a curated record. The transcript is spliced from 2 exons.
AAAAUGACCCCCCUGAGAAUCCAGUAAUAUUCGAUUUGUGUACCCACAAUGACGAUGAUCGCUACUGAAGGAGGUGGUUAUCGUGUGUGAAGAGCGACAAAGGCGGAAGAGAGAGAGACAGAGUGUUCCGGUCUUCUCUCGCAACCCUAAAAUUCCAACCAAUUUACUUCCAUACUUGUACGGUAUAAAAACUCGACGAAACCCCCAUUUCCACAAUCUUCACCCUAUAACCGCGCGCAUCUAUCGCGGUUCUCUCUAUUUAUUCACAUCAAAGUUUAUCUGUUGAGGGUGUUGGGUUCAUCAAAGAUUGGAUUGACAAUGGCCAAAUCGAAGAAGCUGGAGAGGAGAUCGGACUCCCAGCACCAUAUAGUAGGCCUGCGUAAGCUGUCAUCUAGGUGCACGAAGGUCUGUGGAGACGCCCACAAUGGGAAAAAAGCAUCCGAAAAGAAGGAGUGGGAAGAUGCAGAAUGCUCGGUCUGCUUGGAGUUUCCUCACAACGCUGUUCUCUUGCUCUGUUCCUCGUAUGACAAGGGCUGUCGUCCUUACAUGUGCGCUACUAGCCAGCGCUACUCCAAUUGUCUUGAGCAGUACACGAAGGUCACCCCGGACUGGAGCUCAAAAACAUGGAAAACAACUUCAGCUGCCUCUGAACUCUCCGGGAUUUUGUGCCCCCUUUGCCGCGGCCAGGUGAAAGGCUGGACUGUGGUGGCGCCCGCGCGGAGAUAUCUCAAUUCAAAGAAGAGGGCCUGCGUGCAGGAAGGCUGCUCGUUCGUGGGCCGCUACAAAGAGCUUAGGAAACACGUCAAGUUAGAGCACCCUCUGGCCCGCCCCCGGGAUGUCGACCCUUUGCACGCUGAGAAGUGGAAAAAGCUCGAGAACGAGAGGGACAUCAGCGACGUGAUCAGCACGAUCCGAUCCACCAUGCCUGGGGCGAUUGUCGUUGGUGACUACGUGAUUGAGAGGGGCCGUCACAGUUACAGGGACUACGACGAUUAUGAUGAUUUGGACGAUGAUGAUGACAGUACUGAUGAUGAUGAUAUGGACGACUUGAGGUUCAGCGGACCAUCGUACGGCGGGCGGUGGGAUAGCGGAGCUCGAGUUGCAGCACCCGACAGGCGCCAUCGUCCUCCCGGGCAACGGGCGAGAUUAUUCGCGCAACGGAUUACGGGGAGGCUCAGAGGGCAAGGCAGGUAAAGUGGUUGGUUUGGAAGGAAAUUUAGAUUGUUUUUGCAUUAGUAUGUAUUAUUGGGUAGUGAAAAGUUUAUUGUUGGUUUUUGUUAGUUUUGUACAACGCCGCUUUGCUGAUCGUAGUUCCUUUCCACUUAACAUAAUCCUCAAAUAUGAAAAAGAAAGAUAGAAAGAAAAGCAUGUAACAGUAUUAAUCUACAUGAUUUUCUUUUUUGGUGCUA